This is a messenger RNA of Pygocentrus nattereri (red-bellied piranha), 3724 nucleotides long. RefSeq lists its product as uncharacterized. The transcript has 8 exons. The record is from RefSeq and is a predicted model, not a curated record. Bases 287 to 1747 code for a protein of 486 amino acids. Gene Ontology annotation, molecular function: fatty-acyl-CoA binding. Gene Ontology annotation, cellular component: Golgi membrane. NCBI's taxonomy places the organism in Eukaryota, Metazoa, Chordata, Actinopteri, Characiformes, Serrasalmidae.
GACUGCUGCCUGCGCUGUAAGUACACUAUGGGAGCAUAACGUGGCUAAUAGAGUUGACAGGUUGUUUGACGUACUGACAGAAGUGUUUAGUGGGCAGACUAACACAGGUAACCUGCUGGCACAGGUAAAUGUAUGGUCAAGUAAAGAGCAUACGUGAUUGUCCCUGUGCAAACACGGGCUGCUUAACGAGUAAUUUAUUAGUAAAUACCGCGGAAUUUCCGGUCGGGUAAUACGGAAGAAGGUUUUUCCUGCUCCGUUGGGCGACGUGGCCACCUGGAGUAGCGAGAUGGCAGCGGAGGAGCUCGGAGGUGCUGGCAGCAAUGGACUCGGGCAAGUUUCUGAAAACACCACCACCACAGAGUUCCCCGCUGCGGGAAGUGAAAAUGAAAAGGCGCCUAACAAGGAUGAGGAUCAGAAAGAGUUGGACCUGGAAAGGAACUGGGGCUUCUCUUUAGAGGAAAUAUUCGGGCUGGCGCUUAAAUUUUUUAAAGAAAUGAAUGGAAAAGCUUUCAACCCAACAUAUGAAGAAAACCUGCGGUUGGUUGCACUUCAUAAGCAGGUCUCACUUGGCCCAUAUAACCCUGAUGCUUGCCCAGAAGUUGGGUUCUUUGAUGUACUGGGAAAUGACCGAAGGAAAGAAUGGGCACGACUGGGCAGCAUGGCCAAAGAGGACGCCAUGGAGGAUUUUGUGAAGCUUCUGAACUCCUGCUGUAGUUUGUUUUCACCAUAUGUCACCUCUCACAAGAUUGAGAAAGAAGAACAAGAGAGAAGAUUAAGAGAAGAAGAGGAACGUCUCAGGGCAGAAAGAGAGGAGCAGGAGCGACAGAAGCAAGAGGAAGAACGGCAUCGAAGAGAGGAGGAAGAGAGAAGGAAACAGGGAGCAGAUCGGUUAAUAGUGAUGGAACAGAAGCAACAGAUCAUGGCUGCACUGAAUGCACAAACAGCUGUGCAAUUCCAGCAGUAUGCACAGCGGCACUUCCCUGACAGUCCAGAACAGCAGCAGUUGCUCAUUCAACAGCUUCAGGAACAGCAUUACCAACAGUACAUCCAACAAGCCUACCAAGUUCAGCAGAAGGCUUUGCAGAGACAGCAGGACUCAGCCAUAAGUCAGACUGCUCAGCUACCACCUCCUCAUUCAAAUGACCUUGUGUCAGUCAAAAAUACCAGCAGCCAGUCAGAUUCCUCACAAAGUCAAGAGCAUGAGGCGAACCCAAAACCAUGUCAUUUAUUCAUAGACGGCAAACCAGGAGAUGUGGCCAUCCUGGCUCCCUCCAUGUGGACAAGGCCUCAGAUAAAGGAAUUUAAGGAGAAGAUGGCGCAGGAUGCAGAAUCUAUGAUCACUGUGGGGAGAGGGGAGGUUCUGACCGUGCGGGUGCCCACUCACGAAGAUGGCACUUACCUCUUCUGGGAAUUUGCUACGGACCACUACGAUAUUGGCUUUGGCUUAUACUUUGAGUGGCCCAACACAGCAAAAGGAACAAGUAGUGAGAAAACAGGGGAAAUUGUUUCUGAAAACCAAGAGACAGGCCAGACUGAAGAAGAGAAAGAAAAUUCAGAGAGCCAAACAGGAAGCAACCUCCCUCAUGUGAACGAAGUGGUCCCCAUCUUUCGUCGGGACAGCCAUGAAGAAGUCUACGCAGGCAGUCACCAGUACCCAGGCGACGGAGUUUACCUACUCAAAUUCGACAAUUCAUACUCACUCUGGAGGUCAAAGGUUGUGUAUUACAGAGUCUACUACACAAGAUAGGCUUUGCAAAGACAAGCCUUGUCUCACAAAGCCUGGGUGCUGAACUCUUGGCACUCUUGGCCUUUGAGUCUGCUGUGUUUGGCUCUGAAUCAUAGCAAUAACUAUAGCUGGUUCUAAAUGAGCUGAUGAAGUGGUAUAAUUUUAAUAAAAGUUUUAAACACUACAGUGUAGUGUGCAGCUACAGUUCUUUUCUAACGAAUGAAAAGCAGGGCAGACACAGGGUUAGGAGCCAAGUUAUGUCCUGCUUAGUUUACUAAAGGAUAAAUAAAUUCUGCUCUAUAUGUUGCUAGUUUAGUUUUGAAAGUUUAUUUUAACGCUGACAGUUUUUCUAUGCAGCAAAAUUAAUCCAUGCAGUGGAACCAAGGCAUUCUUUAAUGGUGUUGAUUUAUCUGAUUGAUUUAUUAAUGAAGUGAUAAUGUAAGUAGAUUUGUAAGUGGUGUUUGUGAUAAGCACUUCAAAUUCAGUGCUGUAGCAGAUGAAUUCUAGACACCAUUAUUAAAACUAUUUUAUAGUUAUAUUUUUUAUAACUGCCAUGUGCAGCAGAGUAGAAAGCAAAGAACACAGCGUCUUCCUGAGUGUGCCUUGCAUUUACCAGAGGGUUAGCUGUAUACAAUACCACUAAAGCUGUUUCUUUAAGUCAAGUAGAUGAACAUUGCCUUGUUUUGACGCUUAGCUUACUUUCUUCCUGGAUGUAGUUUACUUGGUAUGUGGAUCUGUGAAAUUUAAUGAAGAUUUAAUGAAGGAUGAUUUGUUGGCAGUCUUAUGCAAGUUCAUAUAAAAUAUAAAAACCAUACUUACAUUGUAUAUUCUUAAGCUAAAUAGCACACUGGAAAUUGAUUCAUAUUUUUGGUGCAGAAUUUGGGAUUUGCUGCAAACAUUGAUUUAUCUUUCACUCCUGAAAUUCAUAGAGGGCUCUUAUUUACUUAAUAUGUAACAUGCUCUGGUGUAAUGACUAACACUUUUUUUCAUUUUAACAUGUUUAUUUAGGGAUGCACCAAUGUGAGAUUUGUAUGCUGAAAUAAUUUUUCAUGCACGCAUCUGCUGAUAUCAAUGUUCAUACGCAAACAUUAAAAAGUGUAUUUUUGUAGUAUUAAACUGCAGUAAAAUGAAUAAACACAAAUUUUAGAGUAGGAGCACAUAGUCACAUAAACUUUGUUCUUACAGAGUACUAGAAAUACAUUUUGAAAUAUCAGUGAACAAUAAACAUCUGUCCGAUGCUAAUAAGCAAUUAUCUACAAAGACCAAUAUGCUUCUGAUAUCAUCAUGCAUCCCAUCCUUUUAUUAUAUGUCCACAAUGGAAUGUAAAAAGUAUUACAUUCAUUGGAAAGGAUGUUUAUCCAAGCCCACAAGUGUCUAAAAAGAAUCAUCUUCAUAAAACGGAUCCAAACAAAAUAACAAAAACAAAAUAAUGAAUAAGAUCAAAAUGGGUUUGUUAGUGAAAUGGUUAUACAUCACAUUUUACUGGCUUGCUGCUAGUCAGAUGUUUGGCCACAUGGGUUACUAACAUUUGAUGUGAUUGGUUGAAUUUAUUGUAUAUAUGAAGCAUAAGGCUCUGACAAAUACUAGUCAAGUAGUGCUUACACUGACACAUAUUAGGCCCAUUGGAAUGGCUAGAUUUAUAUUCCCUAACUUUCUUGUGGUUUGAAGAAAGGUUUGGGGGUUUUUGGUUUUGGUUUGUCUUUUUUGGGAUGUCAUUCUGUACAGAAUACUGUAAUUUUCCUUUUUGUACCUGGAUUAUUUAAAUUACUGUAAUUAAUUUGUGGGCUAACCUGGAGAAGGUCCUGAAAAAAAAGCAGAAUGGUGAUUUAGUGUUGCUCAUGUAAAGGAUUUAAAUGUGCCAAUGAAUUCUGCACAUGCUGACCCGUAGAGUUUUCUCUUGUAGAGAAAUCAUUUUGACUACUGCUGCUCUGCUACUCAGAAUACCAGUGAAGACUGUAUGUAAUAAGUUUAAUUAAAUGGAAUUAUAUCAGUCAUGCA